UUUUGUCUUCCAAAGAACAUUUCACGAUUUGCAGAAGACCUCAAACCCCUAACCCCUAAAACUCACACAGAGAAACGCAAAGAUCAAAGACAACCAUGGCGCUCUGCAGAUUACGUUCAGCUUCGUCUCUCUUCUCCAAGCUUCUCCCGCCGUCCAAUGCUCUCCGCUCUUUCUCCACAGAAACCCAAUCAUUGAAAGAGAAAAUGAUGGGCCCAAUGGCUCAUCUCGACGUAAACUCUCAAAUAGGAAGUUGUAUGCCACUCGCGGCAAUGCGAAUCGGCACAAUUAUUCACAACAUUGAGGUCAACCCCGGUCAAGGCGGGAAGCUAGUUCGCUCGGCGGGCACUUCAGCCAAGAUUUUGAAGGAACCCACUUCAAGAUACUGUUUAGUGAGGCUGCCUUCGGGAGAUGAGAAGAUGAUUGAUACUAGGUGCCGGGCUACGAUUGGUUCUGUGUCAAACCCUAGCCAUGGGCAGAAGAAGCUGAGGAAGGCAGGGCAGAGCCGGUGGUUGGGACGAAGACCAGUGGUUAGAGGAGUGGCGAUGAAUCCGGUUGAUCAUCCUCAUGGAGGAGGUGAGGGAAGAAGCAAAAGUAGUGGGAAUCAUGGAAGGACUUCGCUUACGCCGUGGGGAAAGCCUUGUAAGUGUGGUUAUAAGACUGCUCAUCCUAAGAAGAGAAAGUAAAGGAGAUUAUUAUGUGUUUGAUGUCAGAAAGAUUUUGUGUUUAUCGUUAAUAAGAUUCAAGUCUAAUUUUGGAUUGAUUUUAGUUGUUUCAAAUGCUUCCGGCUUUCGUUAGAUCAGUUUUGCUCUUUAUUUCCUUGUUACUGUUUGAAUAUUAUGCAACUGACAUCAACGAUUUGAGAAUUGAGUUUCCAUAUGCUUUGUUGCAAAUAUGGUAGCAAAAACUGUACAUUAUUACUGGCUAUUUGGAAAAGGAGAGUGAAUUGUAUUUUUGGUCUUA
Pistacia vera is the source of this 960-nucleotide messenger RNA. RefSeq names its product 60S ribosomal protein L2, mitochondrial. Gene Ontology annotation, biological process: cytoplasmic translation. Gene Ontology annotation, cellular component: ribosome; large ribosomal subunit. Gene Ontology annotation, molecular function: structural constituent of ribosome; RNA binding; transferase activity. NCBI's taxonomy places the organism in Eukaryota, Viridiplantae, Streptophyta, Magnoliopsida, Sapindales, Anacardiaceae. The record is from RefSeq and is a predicted model, not a curated record. The transcript is spliced from 2 exons. Bases 96 to 683 code for a protein of 195 amino acids.